Magnolia sinica is the source of this 558-nucleotide messenger RNA. RefSeq lists its product as uncharacterized. The coding region runs from base 175 to 558 and encodes 127 amino acids. The transcript is spliced from 5 exons. The record is from RefSeq and is a predicted model, not a curated record. NCBI's taxonomy places the organism in Eukaryota, Viridiplantae, Streptophyta, Magnoliopsida, Magnoliales, Magnoliaceae.
UCCAGUUAGAAGUAACUUGUUCAAAUUGGGUGUUCUCCAAUUCCCAUCUCUUCAUUGGAAAUUCUUCUUCUGAAUCUUCUAUGCAUGAAUAGCAGGUUUCAAGUUUUGGGGUGUCUGUUUGUAUUUAAAGUUUAGACUUUUCAUUCUCCAUUGAAAGGAGGAGAGAUUUUAGAGAUGACCUUCAGGAAGUCUUUUCUUCCAAGAAUAUUUUCAUCCAAAGAGAAGACCAUAAGCCAAACCGACGAAGAUUCAUUCGAUUCUUCCGUGGAAUUUGAGAGAACCUUGACUUCUUCAGCUACCCCACCAUCCUUCAGAAAAAGCUUAUCUGUUGCAGAAUCAGAGUCUACUUCAAGGCUUGGGAGUCUAAAUUUCAGUAACUUACAGUCUCAGAUGUCGGACAUCUCAGACAGACGAGACUUCAGGCCUUGGCAUGCUUUCAGGAAGUCACCAACAGAUAUUGCCGAGAAAAGAAAUCUGUAUGUCUUGAUUUGCCCAACAUCUUUCCAUAUACAUUGUUUUAUAAAGCAGAAUUGUAUUAGAAAUUGCAGUCUUAAUUGA